CCGUCGAGCCCGCGGCGCUGCGGCGGGAGAGAUGCUACCCCGGCGCCCGCGCGAUCCCCUGCAGGCGGUGCGGCGCCGCAGUCAGGAGCUGAAGCUACAGGUUGAUACUUUACUUUCGGAAAGCCAGUUGAAAGCAACUCUAGAGCCCAGUAAAAGGCAAGAUGUUUACCAAAGAUGUAUUCAGUUAAAACAGGCAAUUGAUGAAAAUAAAACCACUCUUCAAAAAUUAAAGAAGGCCGACGAAGCAGCCCCUGUGGGGAACUAUGAUCAGAGGAAGGCGGAGGAGCAGAGCCUCCUGGAGAAGCUCACCCAGCAGCUACAGGAACUCGCCAUGGCCAUAAGUAAAGAAAAUAUGACCAGGACUGGUGCCCAUACCGAAAGGGAGGAAGAUGCUGAUUCUACUGAAGAUGAACAGGACGAGGACGAGGACGAGGAGGAGGAUGGUGAUGAUGAUGGUGAUGAUGAUGGUGAUGAUGGUGGUGAUGGUGAUGAUGAUGAUAGAGGAGAAGAAGACAGUGAAGAAAGUGAUGGGGAGGAAGAAGAGUCAGAAGAGGAGGAAGAGCAGCAGGGAGAGGAAUCUCUCAAACAAGCAGCAAAUGAAGAAUACAUUGCCCUUGGUGACUUUACUGCCCAGCAAGCUGGGGAUCUUACAUUUAAAAAAGGGGAAAUUCUCCUUAUAAUUGAAAAAAAGCCUGACGGUUGGUGGAUAGCAAAGAAUGCUGAAGGAAAUGAAGGGCUUAUUCCCAGAACCUACUUAGAGCUCUGUAAUAAAGAAAAAGAAGAGCAGGAACCAAGUGACCAGGACAGCGAGGAGGCUGUGGACGUGGAGGAUGAAACUGCAGAUGGAGCUGAAGCUAAGCCACGAACCGAUUCCCACUGGAGUGCGGUUCGCAAAGCCAUCUCAGAGCAGAUAAACACCGUGGACGUGCUCGCCACCAUGGGGGCCAUUCCUGCGGGCUUCCGGCCCUCCACGCUGGCCCAGCUGCUGGAGGAAGGGAAUCGAUUUCGAGCAAGUUCCUUCUUACAGCCAGAGCUCACGGCAUCACAACUGGCCUUCAGAGACCUAGUGUGGGACGCCAAGUCGGGCACUAUCAGGCCGAGACCCAGCCGCGUCUCGCUGGUGCUCACCCUGUGGAGCUGUAAGAUGAUCCCGCACCCUGGAGCCAGCGUCCAAGUCCUCAGCAGACACGUGCGCCUCUGUGCCUUCGAUGGCAGCAAGGUCCUGAGCAACAUUCAUACUGUCCGAGCCACGUGGCAACCUAAAAAGCCCAAAACAUGGGCAUUUUCUCCCCAGGUCACUGGCAUCUUGCCCUGCUUGCUCAGUGGGGACUGUUUCAUCAGGUCCAAUUCUUCAUCUCCCGACCUCGGAAUCCUGUUUGAACUUGGAAUUUCCUAUAUUCGCAACUCUACCGGUGACCGAGGAGAGUUAAGCUGUGGCUGGGCGUUUCUGAAGCUGUUCGAUGCCAGCGGCGCUCCUAUUCCGGCCAGAACUUACGAGCUCCUCCUGAACGGCGGGACCCCCUAUGAGAAAGGCGUGGAAGUGGACCCUUCCGUGUCCAGGAGAGCACACAGCAGUGUUUUCCAUCAGAUGCUGACCAUGCGAAGGCAGCCUCAACUUCUGGUGAAACUGAGGUCUCUGAACCAAAGAUCGAGAAACAUCCUGAGAAUUAAAAGCGAUUUGUAUGCCACCCUUUACAAUAUUAAGACUAGUCUGAAAAAGCAGACGUACCAGCAUAGACCCCUUACCACUGGAACAAGAGUGACUGGAAAGGAAGCAUAUAAACCCCGGGCUUCGUGUUGAUUGUGCUUGGCACACAGUGGAGCACAUAGCGCCAACCAUUAGCAUCCGCCAUUGGAGUAAUGAUGUAGAUUCAACGCCAAGGAGACAGUGCUGUAAAGACUGCUUGGAUGAAGAUGUGGUUUUCAGCAGGGAAGGUCCGGGGAGGAGCAGAAGCAGACUUUGCAGGAUGGCAGGAAGGUGGCCAUGGGAGAGGAAAGGAGCUUCUCACAGAGGACACGGGCACCCGGGGGACAGGGCGAGGUGAGCACAGUGUGGGGCAGAGCCCAUCCAGGGGGCUGUGCUCCCAGGACAGCUCCUUACUGCAGAUUUCCAAGAAGCUGGGGGAGAGGGAUUGGGGUGCCCCCGAGGGGUUUGCUUUGCUCAUUCCGGAUCCCGAGGUUAAAUACCCCUUGCUCUGACCUCAGACCGAGGUGCAUCUUAUAAUUACCCUACUCACAGUUCAGUCUUUCAACAACCGUUGAUGGUGCGCUCCUAGGUAUUACUCACUCUCUUGGGUUUUUUCUUUCUUUCUUGGAUGUUCUUAGAGCCUGUAAAUUCCCCUUUUUGGCAGUCUUUCCAUGGAAAACUUCUUUUUCGUGAUGCAGACCCAGCACAGUAGCGGUCUCUGUAAGUGAACAGCCUCAUCCCGCUCGACCUCACUCUUGCACUGCUCCAGCUGGUAGGCAGGGCUCUGAGAGCCGGGCACUGCCAGCGCGUCUGGCACGCACAGCUCUCGAUGCUGUGCCUCUGGCUCUGCAUUCCGGUUUUCAGAUGCGUCUUCCCAUUCUGAGAUCAAGUCGGGCUGCACAGCGCAGAGGUCAGGAGAGCAGCUGGGAACACUCCCAUGUGCUGGGCCUGACUGAAGGGUCCUGCAGCCUUGUCCCCCAGAACUCAGGGACAGAAGCACAUGUGUGAUGACAGCACAUGGUAGGCACCCAAGAAAGUGUUUGUGAAGCAAUUUCCAAGUAGGGCUCCUUCUCCCGGCCUGUCUCUUGCGUGCUCUUCUCUUUUCCCAUGGUCAUGAGCACUGCUCCAUGCUGCCUGGUCCUGAAAGGCACAGCCUGGGGCUCUUACAGACAGGCUAAGGUCCCCUGCUGGCGUGACCCAGGCACAGCCCACCCUCUCAGAGAAACCAGGCCAGGACAUGGUGAGAUCCGGUGGGGCAGACCAAGGGUGCAGAGCCCUGGUGGAGUAUGCAUCAGGCCCCUUUCCCCUGGCCCCCUGAUGCCCAGCUCUCGGUGGCCCUCACAGCCAACAGUAUCACACGCAUGGGUCCUUUGGCCUGCAGACCUGUGACAAUGCAAACAAGCCGGGCAGGCCAGCCAGUCUCUUCCAACAGGAAAGCGCACCCGGCUCGCCUUCAAGCCCUUCAGGGAGUCAGUUGUGAUCAUGGUGACCCUGACUCUUUGACCAGAAGCAGAUAGAUGCUUCCGCUUCACCAAAACUUGUCUUUCUAAUUUUGGAGCUGCUUUCCAAAGGGGUUUAACCUGGUGUGAUUUGACCAAGGCCUGCUCCUAAGCCCCGGUUAAGGGAAAGGUCCAAAUUUAGACUCUGAGUUCUGAGCGCCAGGAGACACCAGGCUGUAAAGUAGAUUGUAUGGAUCUCCAUGUGAAUUUGCUGUGAAUUUAUUUUGCUUGUCUUUUCGAUCCAUUCCAUAUUCUCUUUUUUUCUAAACUGAAUUGAAUAUUACAAUUGAAUAAAGUAGGACUGUUACUUGACUGAAGCCCACUCAUCACAUCUGUUCCCCUCCUGCCAGCAGCACUUGCACUGGCAGAGACAUAGCUUUUUACUUCUUCAACUCAGCUAACUGUUUGUCGCCCAGAACUUUCUGGUCACCUCGGGUGUGGAAAAACCAGAGGUUUCUCUGAAGAAAAUCUUUAAAAAGUGAAGCCACACUGUCUCAUGUGGGAAGGUUUCAGAAGGAAAGGAGGGCCCACACGGUGCCCACACUGGUGCCUGGCAGACAGAUGGAGAAAGGCGAGGACAGAGCCGGAGGAAGGAAGGAAGGCUCCUCCCUUCCCCUGGCAAAGGCCCCUGCUGUUCCUCAGCAUGAGCCCUGAGUCUGGGCGUGCACAGGAACACUGCUUGGGUGGGCUGGGGACCAGAGCCAGAGCCAGAGCCAGACAACCCUCCUCAGAAGUCUCAGGAAGAACACCAACAGUGCCUGGUGGUGGCUUCCAGGCAGCUCGGCUGCUCCCCUGUAGUCAGUCUUUGAAAUCUCAGUUGGAAUUUGGGGAGCACUGGAAAAAUGAUUUCUGGCUCUGUGUGCCCACUAGUAUAUAUGAUAUGAAUGUGGUAAGAGAACCUGUAUUGUAAUUUUUUAGUGUUUCUAGAAACUCAGGGAGUGGUGGGGGAUGCUCAGCCUAAACUCCAGGCACUGACUACCUGAGGACCCUAUCCCUUCUGCACCAGCAUAGUGUCGUUUUCUGUCUGUUCCCCUGUGAUCAGCUACAGGACCGAACAUUGCCUUUCUCAUAUUUUUUUCCUUCUAAACUUUUCUAGAAAUUAAAGAUUGACUUAUAAAAAUUUAAGUCUUAUUGAUGACUUUAUGAGUGUCCUUCAUCUAGAAUGUCUUAUAGAAAGCAUAUAGUUGCAUUUUAUAUUUUAAAUCUAUUCUUCCAACUUUUAUCUUUCGAUUGGGGUUUUAAUCCAUUUACACUUAAAGAAAUUGCCGAUAGGAAAGACCUGACUUGUGGCAUUUUGUUUCUUGUUUUCCUUGACAUUGUGUCACUUUUUGUGUCUUUCGUUUCCUCCCUGUUGCUUUCCUUUGUGCUUGACCUUUCACGGAGACACAUUUUUACCCCGUUUCAUUUCCUCUGUGUAUGUUCUAUAGACAUUUUCUUUGUGGUUGCCAUGGGGAUUCCGUCACACAUCCCAAAACUGUAGCACUCUAACCUGGUAACACCUUCAGUUGUGCGCGGUUUCCUGCCCUGCAGCCCUGUCUAUGCAGACGCUGCUUUAGGCAUUUAAUCCUUUUAUUCAGGGGAACUGUGGAUCAUGCUCCUCACAUUCCACACACAAGGAAAUUAAAGUACAGGGAGAGUGAGCCCUAAGGAGUCCACAGCCUCACAGCCAAGUCGGGAUCCGCCCCGGGCCAUUCACACCCUGGGCCUGUCACACCCUGUGGCACCCGCCCUGAAACUGUGGCUCUGGGAUUUCCGCAUCAGUCAGGCGUGGCAGCCACUUGCCUUUGUUCAAGUGGGUGGCUCACUGGGCACUCGCUGUCUGACACAAGUACUCCAGGGCUUUUCUUUUUCUUUGCCAUUUGCCAGGGGUGUCUGCUAAAAUGGAAACACAAGGGUUACAGCACGGCGGAGGCUGGAAGUACACACCUCAAAUGUGUAUCGGAAGCUUACUGUGGCCACUUG
Molecule: messenger RNA, 5148 nt
Organism: Cavia porcellus (domestic guinea pig)
Lineage: Eukaryota; Metazoa; Chordata; Mammalia; Rodentia; Caviidae
Product: nephrocystin-1
Exons: 17
Coding region: 32-1801 (589 amino acids)
Biological process (GO): protein localization involved in establishment of planar polarity
Cellular component (GO): cytoplasm; cilium
Molecular function (GO): protein binding
Source: RefSeq, a predicted model, not a curated record